Molecule: messenger RNA, 6061 nt
Organism: Macrobrachium nipponense
Lineage: Eukaryota; Metazoa; Arthropoda; Malacostraca; Decapoda; Palaemonidae
Product: NPC intracellular cholesterol transporter 1 homolog 1b-like
Exons: 3
Coding region: 194-3229 (1011 amino acids)
Cellular component (GO): membrane
Source: RefSeq, a predicted model, not a curated record
AUACGCCAAAGAAAGAAAACGAGCCUCAGUGUUAUGGAAACAGUGGACCGAGUAAACAUCGAAUAUUUUUACCUCCGCUCAGUGUGACAGCUAACUGGUGGACUGACUUAGUGUCAGAUCAAGUCGCUUUAGGAAAACGAUAUCUGUGAAAAGAAGGACCUUGUGAUAUGCCCGACUUACUGUGAACAACAGGAUGGCAGCAGCUAAGACAAAAUCUCGUAAUAUAUUGGGAAAGCUAAGCUUUGGCAUUGUCACUGGUUUAGAAAAUGCAUUUCAUACAUAUGGAGCAGCCAUAUCUAAAAGGCCAUUUGCCUUUAUUAUUGCCUGUUUGGCAUUGACUGGAUUGUGUUCAAUAGGUCUGAUUAAUUUUACAGUAGAGGAGCGUCCAUUUAAGCUAUGGAUUCCACAAGAUUCAGAUUUUAUGAGGGUAAUGGCCUGGCAGAAAGAAAACUUUCCAGCAGAGUACAGAUUGCAUGUUGCUAUUUAUGAGGCUGAUAAUGUUCUGGACAAAAGUGUCAUUUUAGAAAUGCUGCGAAUCCAUGAGGCAGUUGCCAGUGCUUCUACGGCAGCAGCUUCAUGGAGUGAUGUGUGCGCCAAGAUGCCAACGAUAACUAACAACUAUUUUAGUCGCAGAAGGAGGAGUGUGUCUCAAGAAAUUGCUUCAGGGUUUUACUCUGAGCCAGUUGCAGUUCCCAGAGCAAAGCGAGAAAAUGAAGAGACUGACUGGAGUACUGUGCUGGACAGAGAAACUUAUUGUGGCUUUUAUGACAAAAUUGAUCAAGAAUGUAUGGAGCAUAGUAUUUUAGAGCUAUGGGGUUAUGAUAGGACUUACAUUGAAGACCUUACUCCUGAAGAAAUAAUUAAUGAUGUUAACUUGGAAGAAAAAAGUGCUGUCUUCGGUUUUCCAACAAAUUUCACCGAGUUUUUGGGGGACAUUGUACGUGAUGAGAAGGGAAGAAUUAUUAAAGCUGGUGCUUCAAGACAGAUGUGGAUAACACACAUUAAUCUUACAGCUAUUGAUGCUGGUGAAUUUGUUGAUGACACAGGAACUGGUAUGGAGGUAGAUAAACUCAGCUUUGAUUGGGAGAAGGAACUUAUCAAGGCAGUUUUGGAUGAAAAAGAGCGACCCAAGGGUAUAAAUCUUUUUUUGAUGGCAUCCUCUAGUUUUGGAAUGAUUAGCCAAGCAACUAUUAUGGGGGAUGUUCAGUACCUUGCAUUAGGUUUUGGUGUCAUGUUCAUGUAUGUCCAAGUUAUGCUUGGAAAGUUCAACUUAGUCGAGCAGCGACCUGUAUUGUCUUUGAUGGGGUUAUCAUGUGUUGGAAUGUCCAUUUUCACUUCAUAUGGAAUAUGUUCGGCAUUUGGUGUUCCAUUUGGUCCUGUGAACAAUAUUUUACCAUUUUUACUCCUUGGACUUGGCAUUGAUGAUAUGUUUGUAAUUAUGCAAGCUUGGAGUAAUCUCAAUCCAUCAGAGAAAAAGGAGAAGUUGGGGGAACGUAUUGGACUUGCUCUCAAACAUGCAGGUGUAUCAAUCACUGUUACAUCAGUCACAGAUUUUGCAGCCUUUGCCAUAGGAAGUGGUACUGUUCUACCAGCCCUGCGAUCCUUUUGUCUGUAUGCUGCUGUAGGAAUCGCAGCUGUUUAUGCAUUCCAGGCAACAUUCUUUGUUGCUUGGUUUGCUCUUGAUCAGCAACGUUUAGAAGAUAAACGCCAUGGUUUUGUGUGGUUCUGGAAACCCAAGAAUUGGACUCCCAACCAAUGUAGUCAAAAGGAUUUGUGUCAGACAUUUUUCCAUGAUGUAUAUGCAAAAUAUCUCUUUAAAUUGCCCUCAAAAAUCACUGUAAUCCUCAUAACAAUAGCUAUUUUAGCAGUAUCAGGAUGGGGCUUGAGCAAUUUGAGGCAAGAAUUUAAUCCAAUAUGGUUUUUGCCACAGAGUUCUUACCUGUUCAAAUUUUUCAUGAAGCAAGAGCAGUAUUACCCUACUGCUGGAGAAAUGGGGACAAUUUAUUUUGGAAGGAUGAAUUAUUUUGAGGAGAUGCCCAAAAUUGAGGAACUUGUAAAUCGCUUGGAAGCAAGCGAUACCAUUAGUGAGGUCGAUAGCUGGUUUGCAAAAUACAAGGCUUACUGGGAAAAACAGGCCAUUCAGGUUCCUGAAACGGAUGAGAAUGAAGAAGAAUUUUUUGACAAACUUAGCAUUUUCUUACACUCCCCAAGUGGGUCAAGACAUCGCAUCAGAAACUUCCGGUUUGAUGGCAUUAUAAAUUGUACUGAUCCUGCUCCCCCCAUUUUGGCCUCCAGUAUAGAAUACAGACAUCGACCAUUUUCCGGAGCAAAAGAGCAGAUUGAGGCUAUGGAUAACCUUAAAGCACUAAUAAAGGAAAUUGGCUUUGCUGGGGAAGUUAAUGCUUGGGCAAGAAUAUAUAGUGGAUGGGAAACUGAUAAGAUCAUUGAGAAAGAAUUGUAUACAAAUAUGGGUCUGGCUAUGUUGGUUGUGUUUCUAGUGACUCUUAUGCUUAUUGCAAAUUUGUACAUGAGUUUAAUGGUUUUGCUUUGCGUUGUCAUGACUCUUGUUGAUGUAGGGGCACUGAUGCAUUGGUGGGGUCUUACUAUUGACACUGUGUCCUGUAUAGACAUUGUUCUUGCUAUAGGGUUGUGUGUAGAUUAUGCUGCCCACAUUGGUCAUACAUUCAUGAAAAAAGAAGGUUCAAGAGAUGACCGUGCAAGACUGACAGUUGCAACCAUUGGUCCAGCUGUAUUAAAUGGUGGAUUCAGCACUUUUCUGGCUUUCAUCUUUCUGGCUAAUUCUGAUUCCCAUGUCUUCAUCACUUUCUUCAAGAUUUUCUUUGGUGUCGUCUUGUACGGGUUGUUUCACGGGCUUGUUUUCUUGCCUGUGCUUCUUUCAAUGGUUGGUCCAGCAUCUUAUUCAAGCAUUGUAGAUUCUCCCACGAGGGAAAGAGGAGAGAUGGAUCCUAAUACUCAGGCUCCAGGAUCUGAUGUAGAAGGGAAAGUUGCUUUCAGAAGCCCUGACGAAAAGAUGGCUUCUGCUGAGCCAACAGAAACGGAUAGUCUGACCCCUGUUAAAAAUAUUGACGCAAAUGGCUGCAUGGAAAAUGGUAAGAGUAAAUUGAAAGGAGCCAACUUAAAUAAUAUUAGUGACAGUGAAGGAUCUGAAACAGUAGCAGUUUUAUUAGAUCCCGUUAAUGAAAAAAAUAAUGAGAAUACCAAGUUGUAGUGCUUCAUAUUUAUUCCUAUGGGAAUAAACCAUCCCCUUGUAUUUAGGAGUACUACUCCUCAGCAUGAGCCGGAAUCAGUCACUUACUUGCCAGUCAGUUGAGAUAUCCUCCUCCCUAAGAACUGAGUCAUCUACAUAGAAGGUGGUGGUUUGUAUUGCCAUUGGAAAUUACAGAUUUUUAAAGUAAUUUGCAUUUAUCCUAAAUAUACAAACCAGAGCAUUUAAUCAUAUCCUUGCUUAGUUCCUAUUGCCAAAAAAAUGUGCAUGGUGACAUCAAGUGAGCAAGGAUUUCCCCCAGCUCACCCACCUACCACCAGUUAACUAUUUUCUUACCAAGUUCAGUGAAUGAUUCCAAGUCAUGCUGAUGAAUACUCCUACAUGAAAGGCUUUGGUUUAAAUGCCUUGGUAAAAUACAAAUUAUCCUCAAAAUUUGUGAUUUCUCCAUUGGUUGCUUGUAGUUUUUAAACAUUUGGUCGUAAUCUCAUUUUCUGUCUGUACAUAGUUACUCCAACAUUUUAUAUUGAACUUGUGUUACUUAAUUGAAAUCUUUUAGCCAAAGAAUUUUUCUAAGCCUAAUUCUUCAUAUCUGGAUUGUAGAUCUUUACUGAAUAGUAUAACUGAAUUAUUUUCUUUUCAUGUAUAUACUGUAUAUGCAUGUUCAUAAAUAUUGUAUCAGGGAGGCUUUAUUUAUUAAUUUAAUUAGGCUUAAUAUUGUUCACAAAUAUUUCACUAAUAAGGCAGACUACUAAGCUUCCAUUAAAACUGUAAAAGUUUUGGGGUUUCUCAAGGAUACAGGAGGAAAAAAAGUUUUCUAUCAAUUUUAUUGUACUUAGUUAUGUAUAGUUAGUAUCUCAUUUCUCAAAUCAGGAGUACCUUUCUUCAGGUAAUAGUACUGCAGAACCUCAGCCUUUCCCAGUAAAACUUUAUAUCCUCAUCUCAUACAGAUUUUUCAUAAGAAAUGUUUGUCCACUUUCAAGAAUCUCAUUACAUACCAUUUCACAUAGAGGACACUUUCCUCAAGGUCUCAUUUUCAAAUAUUUUUUUAAUUUUUGGCACAAUGUGCAAUAAUUUUAGUUAUAUGGAUGUUAGUAGUACUAGCACAAUACAUAGUUGUAGAUGUUUAAAAAGACUGUCAAGUUUUGAUUCUCUCUCUCUCUCUCUCUCUCUCUCUCUCUCUCUCUCUCUCUCUCUCUCUCUCUCUCUCUCUCUCUCUCUCUCUCUCUUGGAUGUCUGUAGAAUAGUUUCUUCGGUACUUUGUUGUUUGUUUUCUUGGUGCUGUAAGUAAGAUAGAGGGAGAGAUUAGCCAGUAGUUGCAAAAUUAGUGAAUACAUACCUCCCUUUUUUUAUGUGACAUUGGUUGGGACUAGUAUUGAGAAUUCAGUUGAGUUUAUUAGUAUAAUAAGGUAAUACAUCACUUGUUAUUGAAUGACUUAUUUUCUGUUUGUUUUGCAUUUUCUGUCCAUAAAAGUGUAACUUUUGGCACAUGAAUGCUUCAGGACUUAGCAUGUUCACAUUACAUAUUUUGAAUGAAAUUAGUAAAAUAUUAAGGUGCUUUAGCUGUGUAUUUCUUUGUUACCAAUAUCAUGAUUAAAGUAAUUACCUGACACUUCAAUAUAUCUGCUAUGAUCAACAUGUAACUUUUUAAAUUACUGAAACCCCUCAACCCAUCAGAUACCGUACGGGGUGUAGCCCAUGUUCAGUAAAAAAAAAAUUUGUGUAGCGUACACUUGAAUGAACAUUUGCAAUGCAUAUCUACAUCUAAUAGUUAUUACUCUUAUUUUAAAACCUAAAUAUUUCACUUACCAUUUGGUUUAAAAGUUUUAUCCAAAAAUUCAUCACAGUAAAGUUAGCUUAACUAAAAAAAUCUUGAUAAAACAGCUGAGAAGUAAAGAACUCAAGUUGAGGUGUUACUGCAUUAAAGUAGUAAUUGUGUUCCUUUGUUGGUUCUUCCCUUUACUUUAGCUAUUACAUAGUAAAUUCAUUAAGACACACGUAGAGAAAAGUUUUUGUAAAUAUUUGCAAGUGUCCAUUCUGCCAGAGAAUGUGAUGUUUUUGUUGAUAGUUUUUGCUUGAUUAUUAGACAUGCACAGUAUUGUGGGAGUUCCAUGAUGAGUUGAGGCUAUAUCAUACACUAAUUUGAGUUGUACGUGAUCAAUGUGAAUUUCAGUUUCAAUUCAGACUUGGUACAGUUUUACAGUACUAGUAUGUAAAAGUGAGAAGAACUAGUUAAGGCCAUCUUCUGCCUUUGAUAUUGCAGCCAUUGCUCAUAGGGUCAUUUGGACAUACAGCAAUCCUGUCGCUAGAAUUUUUGUUUCCUGAACUGUUUGGUGCUAUUAUUAUUGGCAUAGGUAUAAUCUUCAUAAGGAUACUUCCAAAUGUAAUCUUACCUUUUCAAUUAAUUUUGAAUGGCUUAUAUGGAAUAUUAUUACUGCAUGUAAAAAUGUUCUUACCUGAAUUCUUUUAAUUUUUGUAUUGUACAAGAAUAUAUUUAUAUUACUAGUCAUGUACUUAGCAAAGGAGCAUCAACACAUAGUUGAUGAUGUUUUAAUGGAAGUUAUUUCCAUCUGUAACGUUUUUGACUGAAUAUGUACAAAACAUUUAUAAUGUAUGUCUAUAAUGUUGCAUGGUUUAUAGGGACUUUUUGUGUAUCCUGAUCUUCUGUAUUUUAGUAAUUUUUGGUGCUAUAAAUGGUGUGUGUAUGUGUGGUCAUGCAGAUUUGUUUUUGGAAACAGUAUCCCUUUAAAUAUAGAUUUUUUUGUGUAGUAUUUUUAGUUGUGAGGUUUUUUUCUGUAUUUUGAAUUGUAUACAUUAUCAAUUAAAAAUUAUUUCUUA